GGCCAUUCACGUUCCCACCCCCACCUGGCGAACGAAAGCAAAGAUCCUGCAGCGGAGCUCGUUAUAUGAUCUUUGAACGAAACCGUCCUUCAGGCGCGUGACGCCGUCCGUUCCCUUUGUGUAGUUGGACAAGCUGAAGCCCGUGGGCAGGAGGGGAAUUGUAGUCAAGUUGUCGUCAAAGAGGCAACUCGCCUGUGAAGGACUGCAGCCCCCGCCCGGGUGGCAAUCCGCGCAAGGUACCGUGAUCCAUUGCAUGGCGGCGUUGUCAAGGUUUCGGCCAAAGAUUAUAUAGGAGCUAAUCUUUGGUUUCGGCUGUGAAGCCCGUGGAAAGAGCCGGUUCUCUUAAAGCCGGUGAAUUGGGGGGAGAGAUAGCAACUGCCAUCCAUUUGUUAAGAAUGAGUAAAGUCGCUGAAGUGGAGACGCUGUUCUCAUUGGAGCUGUUAGUAGAGUACGUGGAGGUUGGGCCAAGCACCUACUCCGAAUCCGGCACUUUACUGGCGGUGGCCUUCAGGCUGUUGGACUUUCCCACUCUCCUGGUCUAUCAGACCGAACCGGAACGAGCGGAGAGCCUGUGGCGGAGCUGGGAGCGUGGUCAUGAGAGGGAAGGCUCCGGACGGCCGCCAGGCAGCACUAAUACCCCUUUCGAUAAAGGCAAGUCCUGCCUGUUCAAGAUGGGGCUGUCGACCCUUCAUCGCCAUUUGACCAACACACCCUUGUACGUAAUGCUGCUCGACGUUUCACAGCGGGUACCCAAGUUAGUGGGAAGUUGUCUGAUCUCGAUGGCAGGUGCAGUAGAGAACAUCAGGGUGGAUGUGGAGGACCGUGGCCUUACCAUGCCUUCCAGGCAAGGAAAGAGAGGGCUGUACUCUCUUUAUAACCUGAUGGGUGUAAAGAUUGGCCACAUAUCUGCAGGAUAUAGACUCAUGAGUUUGGGAGUUGGUUUGCUGCCACAUACUCCAGAAAACCAGGUCCAGAAAGCUAAAAUGCGGGACACGGACAUUUCUCACUUGCCAACUGAACUGCGUGCGGCAGACCAAGGGGUGUGUGGGAAGGUCGCAGAUCAAGGCACUGGGCCCUCUAGAGUACCACAAGGCACUCUACCUGUCUCUGAAAAAUGCCCUGACCUAGUUUCCGAUGACCAGACUGUUCAGCGGAGCGAAAUGCCUGUUAACAUUUUUGUGUUUAAGGAGAAACGCAACCCGAACAAACAGACAAAAGAGACGAGUGUGAAACACGAGAUGAGACAGCACGAUCUAGAAUUGGAACCAACUGCGGAUAUCAAAGCGGACAACGUUUUUUGUCCGCCCCCCUUGUACUACAGUCAGUCAAAGAAUGAACCCAAAGAGAAGCUAUCUGAAAUCUGGAAAUCAGGGGAGCCCGAGGAGUCAGUUCUACUUGAUGAGUUCGACUCGGAUGAAAGUGAUGAAUUAUUCGAUACGAGCCAAAAGUUAAGUAAUUCUAGGUUGCCCGAAAGUUGCUUAGAAGCAGCAGCCACGUUAAAGACACAAAUUCAAAAGAACCCAGCUAAUCUUGAUGCAAGUAAUACAAUCAGACAGUUGCCUCUGCUAAAUGCGCUUUUGCUAGAGCUCUCUUUACUACACCAUGACCAAUUACCUGAGCAGAUUCCUCUGUCUGUACACCCUCAACUUGCUUGGCUUUACAGUGGUUUAAAGAAUGAUUUACCCGAAUUUCAUAAACCGACCAUAUCGGCAUCACCACAACCUAAAUCUGCCAAACCAAAUUUUAAGCAACAGAAGGAAAUUCAAAAACAACAUGCAUCUUCCAGAAUCUUUGAUAAAGAAAAUAACCCGAAGCGAGGGAACGCACAAAAAAAAUCGGAACAUCCCCAAAGAAAGCUUAUGUAUGGAUUAACAAACACAUUGCGGUUAAGGCUCCGACAAACAAAUCCAGAGAUGUUGAGACUACAUGAACAGAAAGAGUUAUCCCGAAGAAGACGAAUGGAACAUCUGAAAGAGAAGACUGUGCGAAAACGUCAUGAAGCCAAAGGUGAAAGAGAUUCUUCAAAUCUUCAAAAAGAUCAACCUCUUUCUGGUGACAGAUGUAAAGAAAAUAUUGAAACAUUGAUUCGAAGCAGCAUUGAACCUGAUUCAACUCGUUCUUCAAAAGUUCAAAGCAGUGGUAAACUUUCGGGGGAAAAUAACUUUGAAGCAACUUUGGGUCCUGAACGUGCCGCAACUGCCGUUCAACCGCCGGGACCAUUAAAUUACUGUAUGGAUGUUGCGGAUUUACAGAUCGCUAAUGACAAUGAUCUUUAUCGAAAAGAUGUAAAAAUCAGAAUGCCUGAAAUAUUCAAUUACGAUUCUGACCCCAGUGUUAAUGAGACUUGUAAUGUAGCAGUGGAUUUUCUGCAGACUUCAAAUAUGAAUCCUGUUUUUACUAGUGAUCCAACACCAGCUGAAGACAUUGAUGCUCCGAUUUCUUAUAUUAGCUGUGAUGAACCCAAGUAUUCAGAAGAUUUUACCAGUCCUGAACCGGUGGGCAACUCGGAAGAUUGUACCAGUCCUGAACCUGUGGGCAACUCUGAAGAUUUUACCAGUCCUGAUCCUCCCAGUAAAUUUGCAGAUACUUUAGGCAGCAGCACAGAAACUGGAGCCAUUAGGGUGAAAUAUAAAUAUUAUAACAGUGAAUUGGACUCCAGCCUUUCCAAAUAUUCUAGUGACAAUCAGGGGACAGCUCAAAGCGAGACAGAGGAUGAAUCAGUCUCACUACCCAAACCAUCCAAGCAAUCUCCAAUACGGACUUUAAAAGGUAUAAACCUUGUAAAAAGUCGCCAUCAGAGAAUGACAUUGUCUUCAACAACCUCAAAUUUAUCCGAUGGAGCAACCAGCUCAACUGAGGUCAAUGAACUGAUAAAAAUACUGACCCCAUCAAACAAAGAAGAAUUUGAGAAUCAACUUAAAUCAAAUGUUCAGUGGAGUUCUAGAUCAGACAUUAAUCCAGCUAACACUGAGGUCCCCCAACAUUCAAAUUCAAGGAAUGGUCACAGUUCAUUAGAAGAGAGCCAAUCUUUGGGGACAUCACAGGUGAGCUCCUAUGUACCAUCUAGCGUGUCUGAUCUACUCUGCAGUGGACUUGAAAUUAAUACAACGGAUAGUCAAGCAGAUGAAAUGAAUGAAUUGGAAAGAACAGGAAUUAUUAACAAAUGCAGACACAUUUCUGAACUAGUAGCCAACAAACUUCCUGGAUAUACUUUAUAAUCUGUCACAAGUUUUUGAACUUUCCACUGUUUUACUGUAGGUUCGGCAAUAUAAAAUAAUCUUGUUACUCAUUACAUUUCUAUUGCCCUACAUUUGCAAAAUAUGCAACUUAUCAUAUGUGACAAAAUUGGUAUGAGAAAGAUAAGCAAUUUUAGACCAUUUUUUUAAUCAAAUUCUGAUUCUCAACCUUUGAGUACCUUGACAUAGACAGAAUACUCUCCUUAAAUGUCUUUCCACCAUUGUCUACUAUGACUUUUUUUUCUUAUUCUAAUUACUCAAUUGAAGCAUGAAUAUUUCUAACUGAUAUUUCUCUUUCCAACCUUGAAUCUUAGUUUCCCUGAUAUCCCUUCACUUCCUAUUCUACUUGUUGCUCCUUACAAACAUGAAUUGUUAGAUCAGGUUCUAAAUGAAUGCUAAAGAGCCCCAUCUUUGCCUUUCAACAUUUUUCAUGAGUCUGCAAUUACUUAUGUUGUAAAAUGGUUGACAACCACCCUGUGAUGUUGUAAAAGUUUGCAACCAAACUUUGGAGAAAAGAAAGAUAGUGUUUGUACACCCUUCAUAAAUUUUCUUCAACUCUAUUGCUCUCUUCUGCCUUUAAUUCAGCCGAAUCAAACCUUGCAUUCAAUUUGACGCAGGGGGCCCUUAAUGUUAUCAUUACAGAUUCUCUAUUUCCAGCAUUUGCCUCUGCUCCUAGCACAGUUUAUCUGGUAGUCCUGAAUUCCUCUUCUAUUCCUUUAUCAAGCUUCCAGAAUAACCCUGACUUUCAGACCUUCAGUUUUGAACUCCCGAUUUUUCUGAUGCCAUCUUGGGCAAUGAUCCCCAUCCCUAGCACUUCAUUCCAACGUGGGAAGUGUCCCCUAAGUCUCAGGUAUUAUGUACUCCUCCAUUACACUUCCUUUGCUAAAUGUUUAAUUGGCAAUCUCUACUAAAAGUGGAACAUGAUUUUUCCCAAUUUAACUUCAAUAGAUUGGGGCAGAGAUCAAAAAACAUAGACAAAAUCCAUUUUUGACGGUAACGUGAAAUAAACACAGAAAAUAAUAUUUGUUUUUUAAUUUUUGUAUUGAUAUAUAACUAAAUCUGAUCUUGUUA
Molecule: messenger RNA, 4307 nt
Organism: Leucoraja erinaceus (little skate)
Lineage: Eukaryota; Metazoa; Chordata; Chondrichthyes; Rajiformes; Rajidae
Gene: map10
Product: microtubule associated protein 10
Exons: 1
Coding region: 396-3218 (940 amino acids)
Biological process (GO): mitotic spindle midzone assembly; positive regulation of cytokinesis; cytoplasmic microtubule organization
Cellular component (GO): cytoplasmic microtubule; mitotic spindle pole; midbody
Molecular function (GO): microtubule binding
Source: RefSeq, a predicted model, not a curated record